This is a messenger RNA of Lactuca sativa (garden lettuce), 1212 nucleotides long. NCBI's taxonomy places the organism in Eukaryota, Viridiplantae, Streptophyta, Magnoliopsida, Asterales, Asteraceae. The record is from RefSeq and is a predicted model, not a curated record.
AUGGUCGGUGGUGGAGGCGAUGCUCCGCCACCACCUCCAAUAAACGGCGGCGAGUUCCUUCUCCACUUGCUAAAAAAUCCACCUCAGCAUCCCCGUUCGCACUCCCAACCACCACCACCACCACAACCUUCACAAGUACUCCCUCAAGAUCCGGCCGUCGCCGCGGUUGGUCCGUCGAUACCUUUCCCGCCACAAUCAUUCCCACCACAUGGUACCGAUUACCUCUCCCCCUCCCGUUCUCCGCUUUUCCCGCCUCAUAAUUACUUCAAUCAAGGGUUAGGGUUCCCCCAAAACCCUAAACCUAAUCCCAAUCUGAAUCCAAAUCUUAUCAAUCCAAAACCCAAUUGGCACUUGAAUUUCAUGCAGAAUCACCACCAAGUAAGCAACCAGGGCGUGUUUGAUGAUCUGUCAAAACUUGGACUUAUUUACGGCAACAACCAGCAGCAGCAAGAUCGACAGAACAAGUUCAUUUUUGGUACUUUGCAAUCUGAUAUUCAAAGCUCUAAAGUGUCGAGAAAUGGUAAUUUGGAUUACGAUCUUGCUAAUAUUGAGAAACAUUUAAUGAAGGAGAGAGAACUGAGUAUGGGGAAUAGCAGAAUGAACGGUUCAGAGGUUGAUCUCCAUCGCAAUGCUGAGUUAAGGCAAAAUCUCCAAAUCAGUUCAUUGGAGUUCGGUAAUUAUGGAUCAAAGGGAGCUUCUUCUCAACAGCAAGUGAGGCGUAUACCACCACCAGGGUUUUCGAGCAACCCAAGGAGUGUAUGCAAGAGGAAUAUGGAACAGAGUAUGGAUAGGGGAAAGGGUAAUCACAGAGAUGUUAUAAGUUCAGGAGAAAGAUUGCACAGUGGGGAAAGAAGAGGGCUUAUUCAACAGUUUGAUGACCCAGGUCCUUCAAGAGGAAGUCAUCUUCAUUCAGUUCCUGCUACUGAUGUUGAAGAGUCCUUGAUGACAUUACAUGCUAUGGAUGAAAAAAAAUCAAGAAACAAUGACAUUGACUCGAGGGAAUUGGAUGAGUGUGAUGAACAUCUAGAUAAUUUACCUCGGCCGCAACAGCAACAACCACCCUGGCCAUCUCAGAACCUGAAGCUACGUGAGGGGCUAUUCCCAGUUGGCAUUAGGAAACCGCCAUUGGGGGUGAAACUUCUUGGGGGAGAUGUUAUUAGAGAUGAUAGUUUCAUUAGCAGCUUAGCCAAAAAGAGAGCUGAAAGACUGUGA